Bicyclus anynana (squinting bush brown) is the source of this 8015-nucleotide messenger RNA. It is a transcript of the gene Wdr37, whose product is annotated as WD repeat-containing protein 37. NCBI's taxonomy places the organism in Eukaryota, Metazoa, Arthropoda, Insecta, Lepidoptera, Nymphalidae. The coding region runs from base 248 to 1648 and encodes 466 amino acids. Gene Ontology annotation, molecular function: protein binding. The record is from RefSeq and is a predicted model, not a curated record. Gene Ontology annotation, cellular component: preribosome, large subunit precursor. The transcript is spliced from 9 exons.
GACAGUUGACUUGAGUUGAUUUUUUGCAAUUCGUAUCAGCAAGAAAUAAUACUGUUAAUUAAAUUAUUAUUGGUAAUUAGUAAUCUUCUAUCAGUGUUUGUUGUGUUUGGUGCAUUGUUCUAUCCGUAUCGCAUUUAUAAUUCAUUUUGCAAUUGCAAUAUUUGUACUAUAUUUUCAGUUUGAUGUGCAAUCGUGUGCAAUGUAAUGUGAUAGGCUAGAAAUCUACCUGUAGGACCUGUCUUCGAUCAUGAAAUCAAGUAAACGAAGGCUUCAAGCGCUUACUGAGAGCUCCGAUGGAAUGCCAAAUUACCUUAAAAUGGAAGACUCUGAAACAUCGAUACCUCCUGUUUUUAGAUCGCGAUUACACGAACUAUUUUCGCAAAUAGAAAAAGAGUUUGACCUUCUGUACACAGAAAACUUAAACUUGCAAGAAAAAAUAGACAUACUAAGUGAGAAGUUGGAACGAGAAAGCUAUGUUGGAGAUAAACAAAACAUUGAUUAUAUUGAGUUUGAAACAACAGGAAAAAAUUCUAAAGUUAAAUUGUCACAAAAUAACUCUCAAAAAGUGAAGACAAGUCACAAACUGAAGGUUCAGACUAGUAAAAUAGUGUCUAGUUUUAAGGCACCCACAUACAACUGCCAGCUUGUUCGAGAGUUCUCAGGACACAAGGAUGGAAUUUGGGAUCUCUCUACUGCUCGUCCUGGACAGGCUUUAAUUGGGACUGCUUCUGCAGAUCACACAGCAUGUGUAUGGAGUGUGGAAUGGGGCAAAUGCCUCCUGCAGUACACUGGCCAUUCUGGCUCCGUAAACUCAAUCAGGUUUCACCCAACCAGAGAUAUUGCACUGACAAGCAGUGGGGAUAACACUGCACAUGUGUGGCAAGCGGCUGUUAACUGGGACUUGCCGCGUGGUCAGUCUUCUGAAGAGGAGCUAGAAGCGGGCGGAGAAGAAAGUUUAGGAGAUGGUGAUAGACCUGAAGUCCUUAGAACUCCUCUGUCUGAACUCUCUGGUCAUUCAGGCGUUGUAGUGGCUGCUGAUUGGUUGACGGGCGGGGAUCACGUCAUAACCGCCUCCUGGGAUAGGACGGCCAAUUUGUAUGACGUUGAAACAGGAGACUGUUUGCAAAUACUAACAGGUCACGACCACGAGCUAACACAUGCUUCGGCGCACCACAGUUCGCGGUUAGUGGUCACAGCAUCCCGAGACACCACCUUCAGGCUGUGGGAUUUCCGCGAGCCGAUACACUCAGUUUCUGUGUUUCAAGGACACACAGAAAGCGUUACCUCUGCAGUAUUUACGCGCGAAGAUAAAGUUGUCUCCGGAUCAGAUGAUCGAUCUGUCAAGGUAUGGGACGUGCGUAACAUGCGUUCGGCGCUCGCGACGAUUCGCUCGGACUCGUCGGUCAACCGCGUGGGCGUGAGCGGCAACGGCCUGAUCGCGAUCCCUCACGACAACCGGCAAGUGAGGAUCUUCGACCUGCAGGGUCAACGGCUGGCGAGGCUGCCCCGCUCCAGUCGACAGGGCCACCGUCGUAUGGUGACUUCGGUAGCGUGGGUCGAGGACAUGUCCUCGGGCAUCAACUUCUUCAGCUGCGGCUUCGAUCGGCGUAUCCUCGGCUGGUCCAUCCAACCUUCAAAGGAUAACUGAAUCACUAUUGCACGUAUGAGGCAUCCUUCUAAUAUAAAGACUAUCUGACUUGGUGGUCUACGUACCACAUACCUACCCAUGUUAUAUUACUAUUGUCUUUUCUUAAACCAACCCUGUAUUAGAAAACAAGACAAAACAUCAAAUAUUUCGAGACGUUUUUUAGUUAAAUUAUGAAUUAUACAUAAGAUUAUUUAUAUUCAAAGUAAAGAAAAAAGAAACUCUGCUGAGUUCAGGUAUUGCUAAUUUUAAUGCAAUAUAUUCAAAAAUAUGAUGUACCACAUUUGUCACUCGUUCCAUGACUCUGUGACUUCUUACAUUUUUUAUCACAUCCAGUAAGUUUCAACUGUUAUUUGAUACCACCUAUUCAACAUGGCAUGUCGAAACCAUUUACAGUGUGUCAAUGAAACUACAGUGGCCCUAGGCUCUAGAACGUGCGCCAAGAGAUAAUAGGCUAGUUAGCACUUUUUUAAAAGGGUCUAAAGUUGUUCAUUAGCAUUCUACUAGAUUGAAAAAAAAAAUAGUUUUUAUGAGACAUGAAUAUCUAAUGACAGGUACAUAUUGUCUAUAUUUUCUACAUAUCGCCUUCUUUUUCGUCCUAUCACGAUGAAAUAGACAGGGAUAUUUAACAAAAUAUCGCGCUGCCUUUUGUUACAAUAGGAUGACAGAGACAGCUUUAAGUAGACAUAUUUGUCUAGCUAUUUGACUCCUAAAUGUACGACCGGUCGUCCAUCGUAUCCGUUACGUGACAUGUAAAAAAAUAUAAAGUAAUGUAAGGGCAAUAGGCGAGCACAGUAUCAUGCUCCGCGCGAUAGAGGAAUAUAAAGAUUUUUUAAAUGGCUCACAGUCACAACGGUAGAUUAAAACCGCAUUCCCCGACUGUCGGCUUCUUCAACGCUGACGGGAUCAGCGAUAAAAUACUCGCGGGCCGCGAAUGGCUAGUUAUCGCCUGGACCUGUAACCAGGCGUCGAUUUUUUUUUCUACAAACACUAACAACGAUUCGAAAACUAAAAAAAAACAUACAUACAGCCGAACGUAGAACCUGCUCCUUUUUGGAAGUCGGUUAAAAAAAUGUAUGGGAAUGACAGGUCCGAUCGACAAUUUUUUUAAUUUUUGAAGCGUUAGCGUUUGUAGAAAGAAAAUCAAGAAGAAAGAAGAGAAUACAGGCCCUGGAACGUGGAGUUGUAGUUUUAUUCUUCUAAGUCUUAGGUUUCAUUGACACUAUAAGCGCAUUGUAAAAAUAGUAAUCUUAAUAAUUUAGAUAUACCAAAACAAAUGUGUGUGUGUGUUAUUUGUUGUUCAGUUUUCUGUAGAUGGGGAAAGGUUAGAGUACUGUUAUAAGUAUUACCAUGCAUGGCAAACAUUAACUAUCCUUCUUUCGCAUCGUCGCUGUGUAGCAAUAAAUGUAGAUAAAUGAUGUGCGUUCUUUUUUUUUUAAACAAUAUACAGGAUGUCCCGUAAUUAAUGGAUAAACCGCAAAUGGUCGAUAGUUUUGAAAAAAUCACUAGUUUGACUAAGUUAUAUGUUUCUUUUUCGGAUUUUUCAAAAUCUAGCAUCAGUUUUUUUUAAUGUUGUAGCUGCUGUAAUUAACCAAUCUAAACAAUAAAAGAUUUUUUAAAAUCAGUUCACAUAUGACGGAAAUAUCGCUAGAUAUAUAAAAAACAUACAUACAGCCGAACAUAGAACCUUCUCCUUUUUGGAAGUAGGUUAAAAAUGUAAAUAAAACUUAAGUACUCUUACUUAUCCAGGUCUGUAGACAAGUAUGUCUAAAUGCUCGUAUAUUCAAUGAAUCAAUAAUUCGAAAAAAUAUAUAUAACUUAAUCACCUUAUGAAUAUUUUCAAAACUAUUUAAAUUAGUUUUAGUUAAUAAGGUGGUGGUGGUAGUAAAUCUACCAUUUGCGUUUUAUCUAUUAAUUACGGGGCACUCUGUAUAUGAACUAUGUUUUGAGGUGUUAGGUAAAUUGAUAAAGAAAAUAUCGAAUCAAUAUCAUAUUAAAGUAACCCUGUCACUUGAAAUUUUCAAUGGUAUUGUUUAACCACUGAGUAUGUUUGACAUUAAAAAUAAACAGAAUGUGUAAUUUUAUUAUUAUUGUCGUGAGAAAAUAAUUAUUCAUCAUGUAAUAAUUAAUGAUUUUGAUUGUGAUUUUUAAUGUAAAUGUGUUUUCUUGUAAAUUUAGCGCAUCACUGUCCCAUAUUAAUAUUAAUUUUAACUAUAUUUGUAGGUCUAGGGCACGUCAGUUACGAAUGUUAUUUAAACGGGUACAUACCACGAUAAAAAGACGAGAUUUUUAAUUUCGAUAUUUCGACCCAGUUGCAUGGAUGACCACGAUCCAUGCAACUGGGUCGAAAUAUCGACAUUAAAAAUCUCGUCUUUUUAUCGUGGUAUGUACCCGUUUAAAUAACAUUCAUAAUGAACAACCACGAAAUAAGUUUAAAAUCAUUAGUUAACGUCAGUUACAUAUCUCGUGGCGUCAUUGUCGAGCAAACGAAUAAAUUAUUGGACGGAGGUCCUGGUUUCGAUUCCCGGCUGGACCGAUAGAGGUUUUCUUAAUUGGUCCAAGUCUGGCUGGUGGGAGGCUUCCAAGAGCAAAGACGUACCGCCAAGCGAUUUAGCGUUCCGGUACGAUGUCGUGUAGAAACCGAAAUGGGUGUGGAUUUUCAUCCUACUUCUAACAAGUUAGCCCGCUUCCAAUUUAAAAAAAAAUAUUGCAACCAACGAGCGAGUUAUAUAUUCGACUCCGCCGCUAUUGGUCGACAAUACGUUUCGUAUGUGACGAGUGUUGUGUGUGAUUACGUAAAAUAACAUUGUUAGCAAUUCAUGAUGAAUUUCUAACAUUGUUAAUUUGUCGUGAACUAAACUUCUAGUAGAAUUUCCGUAAGAUGAUUUAAACUCCAAAUCACUACCUACACCUAAGUUUAAAUGUUAAUUAUAUAACUUAAUAAAUAAUAAUAAUAACCUAUUUUCUUACAUUUUCACGGUAGUUCUACACAGUUUUAAUACUGCCGAGUGAAUAGAUGAUAGCACUCAGUAAUAAUGAAUCCGGUAGUUGAUUCUAUACCAAAUAAUAUCAAAAAUCAUUUAUUAAAUGCCUACAAGUAUUGUUGUAUGUCCUUCAUAGAAUUAAAGCUCGCUUAAUAAAAGAAUUUUUGGAUGUUAUAAAAAAAUAAUUAAAAAAGCCUUUUAUUCAUUGCAUAAAUUUUAUAUGAAUUCUCAUUAUUGUUGUAGUUCAGUCUGGUUAGUAAAACUUAAAUUGUCUAAGUCUUUUCCAAAGAUGCCCCUCGAAAUAUCGAAAUAUGGUUGUUUCAAUAUAUACCGAGUGGCACAAUUAUCCACCCACUUUAAUAUACUCGCGUCAUAAUAAAGUGGGCGGAUAAUUGUGACUCGUGAGUAUAUUUUUACUGCCGACGCCUUAAGCGUCCUAUUUACAGAUGGUCCCUAAUUAAUAGAUAAAACACAAAUGGUAGAUACCCCACCUAAUUUUCUAAAACUAAUUUGCAUAGUUUUGAAAAAAUCCCUAGGGUGACCAAGUCAUAUAAGUUUUUUUUGGAUUUUUUAAAUUUUUCUAACUUAAAUCAGUUUUUUUAAUGCUGUAGCUGCUGUAAUUAAGAUUUCUCAUUGUUGUUAACCAUUAUGGAUUUAAUUGUCGACGAAUAAAACUAUACUAUCUCUUAUAAAAACAAAUGAAAAAUUAUUUAUAAAAAUAGUAUCAUUAUACAUUAAAAAAUAAAAUCCGUAAUGUUUAACUAAAAUCUGAUCUUGUAAAUCUUGAGUACAGUUUUAAAAAAAUCCGAAAAUAAAUAAAUUACUUGGCUGCCGUAGGGAUUAUUUCAAAACUAUUCAAAUUAGUUUUAGAUAGUUAGUUGAUUUUUCUACCAUUUACGUUUAUUCCAUUAAUUACUUGUCUUACGCAAUAUGGCGGUAAAGUUGACACACACGGUCAAGUUUCGUAGAUUGCCACGCUCGAGUUGUGUAGUCUAUGAUUGGCUGAUUAAGCAGAACAAUGUAAAAGAAACGCUAGUGUGUAGAGCCUCUAUAUAUAAAAUGAAAAAAAAAAUGUGAGAGUAAGAUUUAAUGAUUUUUUUGUGAUAGAAUAAUAAUAAUGUUGUUUUCACUCAAUAUUGUCACUGUUUUCGUGAUGAUAAACUAUGUUCUUCUGUGUCUAUGUGUAUGCUUUGUAUUUAAAAAGAGGUUAUCUAUUACUUAUCUUGCACAAAAUUCUAGCGAAAUGUUGUUAUGGUAAAACUAUUGUUGUUGGAUUUUGGUAGUUUAUUUAUAAGUAAUUAAGAUUCAAUUAUUUAUAAUGUUUUAGUUUGGGAUCUGGUUGUAGUUAAGCUAUAAAUAAUUAGGAAGUCGGAUAUAUGUACCUAAUAGUUUAUGUGUAAUUGAUAUUUACCAAACCGGAAAAAUCAUAAUUGUUAACAUUUUGGUUAUUAACUUAGAGCGAAAGGCAAUGUAUACUAAGCAAAUGCAGAUUAAAAAUCUAUAGUUUGUCAAUGUGCUGUAUAUCAAAAAAAUACAUAUUAUUUCGUAAUUCCUAAAGCAUUUUGAGUAUGUUCAUCUGGUUCCUUGUACUUAGGAAAAUGAAAUCUGUGCCCAAAAAAAAAUCAUUUUCAUCACAUCAAAAAUGAAAACAUAUCUUUAGAUGUAUCAGUGGAUAGCAUGGGUAGUUUCUAUUUGUUCUAAGUACGGAAUGCUGAACUGCCUAGUAUGGAAGAAUUGAAAAGUUCGGCUUUUUAAUCAAAAUAUGAAGUUUAGAUUAAUUUGGCGCCUUUUAUUUUUAAUUUCCUUACCCAACUUUACUGUAGAGCCAACAUAUUUUGACAAUGACUAACACUUUAAAAUUAAUUAAAAUAUAUUUUGUCAUACAAAUACAUUUCUCCAUACUCUUCAUAGUUAUAUGGAAACUGACGUCACGUCACAGACAAUAUAAAUUCUAUAUUCAUCUGCAGACAAUAAUUCAAAAUAUUUUAUAGAAUACACAUAUCAACACUUUAAAAAUCAUAUACAAAAGCACCUGAAAAUUAAAUUACUCAUAUUAAAUUUUAACAAUCUAGAUUUCAUUUUCAGAUUUCUAUUCUAUACAAAACUAGUUUUUUAUUUAAUAGCUGUCUUUUUUUGAUGACGUCACUUUUCAUCCAACAAAUUGGAACUGCCAUUUAACAAUGUAAAGUGUAAAAAAAAAAAAACAUUUUUUCCUAGUCAUGGAAGCUAACAUGUGUAAUAAAAUAUGAGUUUUCUGAUCGAUGGUUUUUAAUAAGUGUAUAUAUGGGAUAACAUUAUUUGUUUAAAUCAUUAUAAAGAUGUUUAAUGUUUUACAAAAUUUGCUUACCUGUUAGCUCCAUUGAUUCUUUACCAAAGAACAAAUUCUGAUUAUGUUAAAUUAUUACUAUUGUAUUGCUUGCAAAAAAUGCUACGAGUAGGUUGUAUUUUAAAAUUCAUAAUUAUUUAUUUCGUACACUGCAAAAUAGUCAGUUAGUAUAUUAAGGGCCAGUUUCACCAUCUUCUGAUAAGUGUCGUUUUUUUUAUCACAUGUCACAAGUAUUGAAAUGAUAAAAUGAAUACACUAAGAGCCACAUUUUUCAUUUUAUAAAAAUUUUAUAAAAACACAUUCAUCAUUUUAUAAAAACUGAAAGUUUGUCAGCUCAAGUUCCUACCAUUGAUAAGUACUAUUAGACCGUGGUAACUUUGGGAGGUAGCAUGUUUUAAGAGUAUAGGGUAUAUUAUAGGGUAAGGAGGUAGACUGUCAACCCGCUAAAUAUAAAGUGCCCCUUCCCCUCGACAAAUGACAGACAAUUUCGUUGAUGAACUUGAGAACAGUACUGGUCCACUUUUAAUUGUUCUGAGGCUGGUUUCGAUAUAUUUUUCACUGCCUUAAGGCCUAGUUCGGACAACUUUAGCAUUUUAGCCGAGCACGAACAAUUUUUGGAUUUACCGCCCAAAAAUCGUUCGUACUGGACUAAAAUACUAAAGUAGUCCGAACUAGGCGUAUGCGCGCUAUAGACUUGACGAUAGGUACGGUACACUUGACCGUGUGUGGCUGACGUUAGACUGUCCGACACUUAUCAGACGGUGGUUAAACCGACGCUUAUUAUUUUGUGUUGUGUUUGUUAAAAAUAUAUUUGUAUGCAUUACCUAAUAUAUUCUUUUAAUUUCCAGCCAAUAAUUUUAUAUGUAUAAAUAAUGCAUACUUCAGUUAUAGUUGACAUAAUUAUAUUAAUUAUCAUAAUUUUAUCAUCUUUAUAAAAUAUAUGUACUUAUUAGAUUAGGAUUAUAUAAAAUUAAAAACUAUUGGUUACCCCAAUCUAUCUGUAGUAUUGGUCGAUAAGUUUCAAUGUGUAAAAGAAUAAACAAAUAUAUAUUUCAUAUUA